This is a messenger RNA of Chlorocebus sabaeus (green monkey), 2075 nucleotides long. NCBI's taxonomy places the organism in Eukaryota, Metazoa, Chordata, Mammalia, Primates, Cercopithecidae. The record is from RefSeq and is a predicted model, not a curated record.
GUGGGGCUGAGUCCCAGCAGGGGCUCAGCGCCACCCCGGACCCCUUUCUCCUCAGGCUCUUACUCCCUGUCAGUCCGCCUCAGCCGCCCUGCAUCCUGGGACCGAAUCAGACACUACAGGAUCCAGCGCCUUGACAAUGGCUGGCUGUACAUCUCACCGCGCCUCACCUUCCCCUCACUCCAGGCCCUGGUGGACCAUUACUCUGAGCUGGCGGAUGACAUCUGCUGCCUCCUCAAGGAGCCCUGUGUCCUGCAGAGGGCUGGCCCGUUCCCUAGCAAGGAUACACCCCUACCUGUGACUGUACAGAGGACACCACUCAACUGGAAAGAGCUGGACAGCUCCCUCCUGUUUUCUGAAGUUGCCACAGGGGAGGAGUCUCUUCUCAGUGAGGGUCUCCGGGAGUCCCUCAGCUCCUACAUCAGCCUGAAUGAGGAGGCUGUCUCUUUGGAUGAUGCCUAGGCCCAAAAGAGAGGCCGAAAGGGAAACCAAGACUGCACACCUAGAACCCCAAUUCAGCCCAGCUACCUGAGCACCCCAGAGGCAAGGCUAUGCACUCAGUGAGGGAGGGCUGGGACACAGAGGUGCAUCCAGGGUCCCACCUGUACCCUUGCUCUUUCCUUUCUUGGCCCUAAGAAGUCACCUACCUCUUCCCAGUGCCAUGAUCCCACCUGCGACCUCUAGUCCAAAUGCAGAGAAGUUGGGACCAGGGCCAGGGUUCCAAAAAGAGAGUAAGCCUCCUGGGGGUCUGACCUAGUCAGUUCUUGAGUUUGUUUCUAGUACCAUCUGGAUGCUCUGCCUGCUGAGCCCUGUUCUACAUCCCUCCGUUAACCAGGCCCCACCCACAAGGUAGAAACAACCCCUAUCUUCUGUGACAAAAUCAUUUUCGGGAAAUUUACAAGUCUCGUUAAGACCACCACCGUACCUCAGAAGAUAGGACUGUGGCCUAGAAGGGAAAGGAAAACUGAGGAGAUGAUGUCUUACCGUAGCAGCAGAUCAUAGGUGCUCCAGCCUCUACGUGACCUCCAGAGCAAAGAGAAAGACUUCUGACAGUCUAAGUCCUCAAAUGUCCCCCAUUGAGGACAACAGCCCCAGCUUUUUUUUCCUGAGACGGAGUCUUGCUCUGUUGCCCAGGCUGGAGUGCAAUGGCGCGAUCUCAGCUCACUGCAACCUCCGUCUCCUGGAUUCAUACGAUUCUCCUGCCUCAGCCUCCAGAGUAGCUGGGAUUACAGGUGCACACCACGCCUGGCUAAUUUUUUUCUAUUUUUAAUAGAGAUGGGGUUUCACCAUGUUGUCCAGGCUGGUUUCGAACUCCUGACCUCAGGUGAUCCACCCGCCUCUGCCUCCCAAAGUGCUGGGAUUACAGGUGUAAGCGACCGCACCCAGCCUAGCUUUCAGAUCUCUAUUUCAUUUUGUGGCUUACCAUUCCCUAGCACACUGGCCUUGCCAUCUUGUGGCCAAAUACAAAAUAACAUCUCUUAAGUCUAGCACACUGCAGUGAGGCCAGGCACCUCAGUGCUGGGCAAGGGCAUCAGAAGGUGCUAAGCCCUCUCUCCACAAUGCCAAGACUGAGGUCACAGCCUACACCAAAUCCAGCACUUGAUUUCCCUGCUGCCCCCAUAAAGAGAAAGAGGUCUGCUAGAUCUGCUAAGGGAGCAUGGAGAGGAAGAAAGAGGGAUAGGGGUGGGAGGUACCACCUCGAAUGUUCCUACUGGGUUCCCAAGCUACAGGUGGGGGGGAAAGGCUUUAUCAGGUAUCAUCAACAGGUUCUCAAUUAAAGAUUUGAUUUAUUCAAGUAUCUGAAAACAUUCUACAAUGGAAACUGUUAUUAGAUGCUGCCUGUACUAUGAUAUGGACACAUACAGCCAUGCUGUUUCAGAAGACUUUAAAUGCCACUGAUAGUUUAAAAACUGUACACCUGAUGGAGAAUCGAGGAAGACAAUUUAAUGUUUCAUCUGAAUCCAGAGGUGCAUCAAAUUAAAUGACAGCUCCACUUGGCAAACAGCUGUUACUUGAUGGUAUCCAAGAAGAAAUGGUUGGUGACGGAUAAAUUCAGAAAUGCUUCUCCAAAGGUGGGU